This is a messenger RNA of Lonchura striata (white-rumped munia), 2015 nucleotides long. NCBI's taxonomy places the organism in Eukaryota, Metazoa, Chordata, Aves, Passeriformes, Estrildidae. The record is from RefSeq and is a predicted model, not a curated record.
GGCGGGAUGGAAGCGGCCGGGGCUGAGGGGGAUGCGGUGGAGGAGCUGCGGGAGCGGCUGGCGGCGGGCGGGCAGGACCAUGUGCUGCGCUUCUGGCCCGAGCUGGACGGCGCGGCCCGCCGGGCGCUGGCGGGCGAGCUGUGUCACAUGGACGUGGCCGAGAUCAACCGCUUCUUCCGCCGCGCCCGCGGGGACGGCGGCGGGGCGGCGGCGGCAGGGCUGGACGCGCGCAUGGAGCCGGUGCCGCGGGACGUGCUGGGCAGCGCUUCCCGCGACCGCGGGCAGGUGCCGAGCUGGGAGAGCCGCGGGCUGGCGGAGAUCGCGGGGAGCCGUGUGGCCGCGCUGCUGCUGGCCGGCGGGCAGGGCACCCGCCUCGGCGUCCCCUACCCCAAGGGCAUGUGCGACGUGGGGCUGCCGUCCCGCAAGACCCUCUUCCACCUCCAGGCCCAGCGCCUGCGGCGGCUGCAGCAGAUGGCGGAGGAGCAGCACGGCACUCCCUGCCACAUCCCCUGGUACAUUAUGACAAGUGGCCGCACUAUGGAGUCCACCAAGGAGUUCUUCCACAAACAUCGGUAUUUUGGCUUGAAGAAGGAGAAUAUCAUCUUCUUCCAGCAGGGCAUGCUGCCUGCCCUGGGAUUCGAUGGGAAAAUCCUGCUGGAGGAGAAGGGCAAGAUUGCUAUGGCACCAGAUGGCAACGGGGGCCUGUACCGGGCCCUGGGCUUACACAGCAUCAUGGAUGACAUGGAGCGGAGAGGGGUGAACAGUGUCCAUGUCUAUUGUGUGGACAACAUCCUGGUGAAGGUGGCUGACCCCAGGUUCAUCGGGUUCUGCUUGGAGAAGGGAGCAGACUGUGGGGCCAAGGUGGUGGAGAAGACCAACCCCACGGAGCCGGUGGGCGUGGUGUGCCGGGUGGACGGUGUGUACCAGGUGGUGGAGUACAGCGAGAUCUCCCUGGCCACUGCCCAGCAGCGGGGCCCGGAUGGGCGGCUGCUCUUCAAUGCAGGCAACAUCGCCAAUCACUACUUCACCACUGCCUUCCUGAAAGAUGUGGUCAACACUUAUGAACCACAACUGCAGCACCAUGUGGCUGAGAAGAAGAUCCCACAUGUGGACAUCACUACAGGGCAGCUAAUCCAACCCGAGAAGCCGAAUGGGAUUAAGAUGGAGAAGUUCGUCUUCGACAUCUUCCAGUUUUCCAAGAAGUUUGUGGUGUACGAAGUGCUGCGUGAAGAUGAGUUCUCCCCCCUGAAGAACGCAGACAGCCAGAAUGGCAAGGACAACCCCACCACAGCCCGACAUGCCUUGAUGUCCCUGCACCACUGCUGGGUUCUCAAUGCAGGGGGUCACUUUGUGGAUGAAAAUGGCACACGCAUCCCUGCCAUCCCUCGCUUGAAGGACGCAAGUGACCUGCCAAUCCAGUGUGAAAUUUCUCCCCUUGUCUCCUACGGAGGAGAAGGUCUGGAGAAGUACGUGAAGGACCGGGAGUUUCGCACACCUCUGAUCAUUGACGAGGAUGGGAUCCACGAGCUGGUGAAGAACGGGAUGUAGUGGCAGCACAGUGCCCAGGCAGGGCUGCCCAUCCUGCCAGGAACUGGGGCACGUGAAGGUUGAUAGCUGGGCCUAGCAGGGACUGCUCCUGCUUGCUCCAGCCAUGUGCAGAGGAGGAUUUGACCCACUCGGUUGUUGGCAUGUUGUAUGCUUCUAUUUAUAUUUUAAUUUAAAAAACAAACACUACAGAUUCCCCUGCCACAAAGCACAGCUGUGGUGCUGCCCUUUGCACUCCAGGCUGUGAGCAUUUAUUUUUAAACAUGUGUAUAGCAAUAGUCAUUGUAUAUGCAGAGAGAGGAUUUUUAUGCUGUGGGGCUGGGUUUAAUCUAGAAUUUUUAUUUUUCUUAAAUCUACAUGACUAUUUUUUUUAAUAGGGUCCUUGCCAUUGCCCAUGUCCUCCCUUUCAGUCAUCCUUUGUAUAUUCCACCACUGGAAGCACCCAAUUAAACUCUGAAUUUGUCUUCUGG